AUGGCCCGGAGCCAUCUGGCUCCAUUGCUGAUUCCUCUGGUGGUCCUAGGUCUGGUGUCCCCUACCCAGAUCAACCCAGACUACCAGUACUUUGGCCAGCAGGGUGAAGGUGAUACCUGGGAGCUGCUGAGGCUGCAGCGACAAAAGGUAGUGGAAGACUCAGUCCUAGGCCCGUGGGGAAAGUGGCGCUGUUUCUGCAAUCUGGGCAAACAGGAACGCAGCCGUCAGGUGUUGGGCACAGCACCAGUCCCUGUGUUCAUGGACCGCGAGAACCUGGUACAGCUGAGGCCGUGCCGGCAACAGGACUGCUCAUCUUGCAACCAGAUGGACUGCAGCUAG
Messenger RNA from Grammomys surdaster, 339 nucleotides. RefSeq names its product thrombospondin type-1 domain-containing protein 8-like. The record is from RefSeq and is a predicted model, not a curated record. The transcript has 2 exons. Lineage: Eukaryota; Metazoa; Chordata; Mammalia; Rodentia; Muridae. The coding region runs from base 1 to 339 and encodes 112 amino acids.